Molecule: messenger RNA, 243 nt
Organism: Rotaria sp. Silwood1
Lineage: Eukaryota; Metazoa; Rotifera; Eurotatoria; Philodinida; Philodinidae
Source: the annotation of a GenBank genome assembly
AUGAAUUCAGCUGCUUUGUAUGAUUUUUUAAGUGGUAUAGCUGGUGCAACAGUUUCAGUUUAUGUUGGUCAACCAUUAGAUACAAUCAAAACUAAACUUCAAAUAUUUCCAAAUCAUUAUAGAAAUUUUCUUGAUUGUGCUCAAAAAAUUUUCUAUAAAGAUGGUAUAUAUGGUUUUUAUGCUGGAACGAUACCAUCAUUACUUGCCAAUGUUGCAGAUAUUCAUUUAAAAUCUCUUAAUUAG